Molecule: messenger RNA, 3509 nt
Organism: Coccidioides immitis RS
Lineage: Eukaryota; Fungi; Ascomycota; Eurotiomycetes; Onygenales; Onygenaceae
Product: phosphoethanolamine transferase class O
Exons: 2
Coding region: 1-3270 (1089 amino acids)
Biological process (GO): GPI anchor biosynthetic process
Cellular component (GO): endoplasmic reticulum membrane
Molecular function (GO): mannose-ethanolamine phosphotransferase activity
Source: RefSeq, a predicted model, not a curated record
AUGAAACCCACCCGGCCCAAAGGUGGCGGUGAGAGCGCCACCGGAACCCUUGCGACAGGCCAAUCCCCGAGCUCCGAAUACCGCCAGAUCAAAGCGCAAUGGGCCAAUGCGCAGCUCCUUGCAGAGGAAGAGGCGCGCAACGCGGCGCGGGCGCGGCAGCACUUCCGCCGCCGGACAAGGCCGGGGGCAGCGAGUGAAGAGGAAUUGAUGAAGGCUGUGAAGGAUAGGGAUGCGCAGAGGAAUAAAGCGAAGGAGAAGGAGUUCACGAUCAUGCAUAGCGGUGUUUUGGGGCUGUUGGCAUGGGUACUGUUUAUACAUUUAAUUGGGAUAUUCUUUUUUACGAAGGGUUUCCUGCUUACCCGGUUAGUACUGAACACCAAGUCUGAGUGUGCGGUGCUCCCGUUUGAUACGCCAGAUGCCAAUGUGCGUUCUACGUCGUCCGACGAGGGAUGCUGGCACCCGAAGUCGUUUGAUAAAGCCGUUAUUGUCAUCAUCGAUGCCCUUCGAUACGACUUUACCGUUCCUUUCCGGCCUACCGUCGAGGGACAAGAACCCCAUUUGUUCCACCAUAACAUUCCGGUGCUGUAUGAGACCUCUGUCGAGAAGCCAAACAAUGCAUUCCUGCUCCCAUUCAUUGCGGACCCGCCCACUACGACCCUGCAGCGCCUCAAGGGCCUUACGACCGGGACACUACCCACGUUCAUAGACGCGGGGUCUAACUUCGCUGGAACUGCUAUUGAUGAGGACAAUUUGGUGGCUCAAUUACGGAGCGUUGGUAAACGGGUUGUUCACUUGGGAGAUGACACAUGGCAUGCGUUGUUCCCCGGCUAUUUCGAGGAAGAUCUUACGCAUGCGUAUGAUUCGUUCAAUGUCUGGGACCUGUUUACCGUCGACAAUGGAGUGACGGAACACAUCUUCCCACUCUUACACACUGAGAAUGCGACCAAGUGGGAUGUGGUUUUUGGGCACUAUUUGGGCGUUGACCAUGCUGGACAUCGAUACGGACCCGACCACGCGGCUAUGGCUGCAAAACUGAAGGAGAUGGACGGAGUAAUACGACAACUCAUGGAGAGUAUCGACGAUAACACUUUGCUCGUCGUAAUGGGUGACCACGGAAUGGAUUCUAAAGGAGACCAUGGCGGCGAAUCGGACGAUGAAGUCGAAGCAACUCUCUGGAUGUAUUCUAAGAAAAAGCUCUUCGGCCGCAUGGGUAGCGACUCCAUGGAACCCCCCAGAACAGCAAAGGAACGCCCUGUUCCCCAAAUCGACAUCGUUCCGACACUAUCUUUGCUACUUGGGCUUCCGAUCCCGUUUAACAACCUUGGAUCGCCUAUUGAAGAAGCCUUCGCUGGCCCUGACGGCAAGGACUUGAGAAAUCUGGUCGCUGUUAACAGACUUGCUUCUGCUCAGAUCGAGCGGUACCAACGCGAAUAUGCAAAUGCUCGAGGAAUGGAUCAGAGCCAUACUUCGGGCCCGUUGUCGUUAUGGUCCCAGGCUGAGGAUGGAUGGAGAUCGAUUGAAAGAACUAGAAACAAAGACCCAGCUGCCCUCCGCAAGAUCUAUGAUUCUUAUCGUGAGUACCAGAGAGACACGUUAAACGUCUGUCGGGCUCUCUGGGCUAGGUUUGAUGUCCCGAGUAUGAUUCUGGGGAUUGGAAUCCUGGUCGCUGGUAUUGCGGUCCUGGCAUUUUAUGCUCGGGCUAUUCGGGGCGAUCGAACAGAUAUUACUUUCCCAACGCUGAAAAACAUUGCCGCUGCGACUGCAGUUGGUGCUGCAGGGGGGAUAGGAUCAAGUACAAUGGCUCUUUUGCAGAUGCCACUAAUUGAAGGUGGAGCAUUAGGGGCCGCAGUUGGGGGGAUUCUUGCAUCUCUGUCAACUGUGCUUUGGAUUCCAAACAGAAUUUCGUCACCGUUGCCGCACUCCUUAUGGAGUUGGUUGGCCGUUCUUUUCACCGUUGCUCAGUCUGUGGGAUUCGCUUCCAACUCCUACACCAUCUGGGAAGACCAGAUCCUAUUCUUCUUUCUCACCACGUUUGGUGUUUUGGCCGCAAUUUCUUCUUUGAGACAAAAGGCAAAAGAGGACAGAAUACUUGGCUUAUAUCAUUCUAUCAUAUUCGUUGCUCUGGGAAAAGUAGCAUCCCUCUCGCGGCUUUGCCGAGAAGAGCAGAUGCCCUUCUGCAAGUCGACGUAUUACGUCUCCGCCACAUCCUCAACAUCGGCACCAUGGCAGCUCUUAAUCCCAUUUGCCCUAUCGCUCGUCCUUCCUUCGGUCAUUCGAUCCUACUAUCAAGGAACGAAAUCCUACGAAGGCUCUGCCAUCUUUUGGAUAGGAUUCGCUUUCCGAAUAGGAUUACUCCUGGUAGCUACGUACUGGAUGCUAGAUGCGGCUGAUGAUGGCAACUGGCUUGUUAUUAAGUCCAGUACGAUUAAGUCAAUCAAGGUCAUCCUGGCUCAAAUCAUCCUUGCUAUUGCAUUUGCCGCUGGGACCACAACAUUUGCCUGGGCGAAACCGUGCGUUAGUAUUGCUAUGACACCGAGUAUCCAGUCUAACGCCAAAGCAUCUGUGACAAUUCUUGGAUACGCUAAUAUUUAUGGAACCCGCUUCUUUAUCCUUGUUGUGAACUUCGCCCUCGCCAUCAUUCUCUUACAGAAGCCAAUGGGUGGAGGCACAAUUGCGCUUCAGCUCUGGCAGAUUCUCUCUCUGCUCGAAAUUCUCGACACCAACGGUCUUACGACGAGCAAUUCGGCCAUCGGACCCGUUAUGCUAGCCAUCCUCGGUUCUUUCCAUUUCUUCACAACCGGCCACCAGGCCACGCUCAGCAGCAUCCAGUGGGAAAGCGCAUUUAUCCCGCUCAACUCUGUCCGAUAUCCCUGGUCCCCCAUCAUCAUCGUCUUUAAUACCUUUGGCGCUCAGAUUCUUUCCGCGGUCGCUACCCCGCUGACGGCUUUGUGGAAGCGGCCCAUCGAUUCACGUGGCCCGCAGGUGGUCGAUGGGGUGACGAAAAGGCCCGAGAACUCCACCAGGCGCCUUCUGGCGGACGUUGCCCAAGCAGCCACUACGCAUAUUUUAUACUAUGCGACCAUCAAUCUAGCCACGACGAUGUGGGCCGGAUGGCUAAGACGGCAUCUCAUGCUCUAUAGAAUCUUCUGUCCGAGAUUUAUGAUGGGAGCCGCGUUGCUUAUUGUCGUGGAUAUUGUCGUGCUGUGUUUCGCUGUUGGCGGAGUGAAGUGGAGCACGAUUAGUGUCAGCGAUGUAUUUGGCUGGGGAUAAAGUCCGCCCAGAUGGAGGACAGAUUUGACUCCGGGGGGGCGAUUGGGAUAGAAGAAGCAAUCUGCUAAUACUAUAUACUCCUUACAAGGAUAUUUAUUUUGGGAAGGAUGCUUUGAAGGAUUCUUGGAUUGGCCCUGACUGGUCUUCCUUAUAUUGCUGCAAAUUAGAUGUGUGUACUCCGUAUAUAUGGUUGCUUCACCCAGGUGUAUAACUAAAAUUUAUUUUCUUCAUCACUUUCA